Neodiprion fabricii is the source of this 432-nucleotide messenger RNA. RefSeq names its product spindle and kinetochore-associated protein 1-like. NCBI's taxonomy places the organism in Eukaryota, Metazoa, Arthropoda, Insecta, Hymenoptera, Diprionidae. The record is from RefSeq and is a predicted model, not a curated record. Gene Ontology annotation, cellular component: mitotic spindle; outer kinetochore; spindle microtubule. Bases 1 to 432 code for a protein of 143 amino acids. Gene Ontology annotation, biological process: regulation of microtubule polymerization or depolymerization; mitotic cell cycle; cell division. Gene Ontology annotation, molecular function: microtubule binding. The transcript is spliced from 2 exons.
AUGCAGAGGGAAAAGCCGAAGCAAGACCAGUGUUUAUCAACUGCCAAUCAGAUCAUCAUAAAACAGGAUAAUACAGCCGCUGAGUUCGAACUUAUACCAAAGUACAUGAUCGGCCGCCAGUCUCUCGACACCAUCAACCGCUUCUCAUCGACAAUCAACGAUGUGCUGAAAGCAAAGUAUAGCCUGUCGGCUCUGGGUAAGAACGGUGCAAAGAAGAAAGGUGAAUUCAACUUGUACAUGCACUACAAGAUACAGGAGAGUGUUGAUACCGGAGAACUAGUUAACUACUUCACGGCGAAAGAUUACCAAAACCAUACCACGAUGAAACUGGAUAAAACGAAGCUGAAUCUUUCAACUGUUUUGCGCCACUGUAAACGAUUGUGCAAUCCCAAAGGUGCCAAGACUGCCCAAUACACCAUCAUAACAACAUAG